CUGUGGAGAGAUGGAGUCCCAGGCUGUUCAACUUCAAGGCUUAGAGGUUCGAACAGGGACAGCUGAAAAGAAGCUGGCCAACUGCGAGAAGACGGCCGUGAGGUUCGGGAACUAGCUGGAGGGCAAGUGGGCCGUGCUGGGGACCCUGCUGCAGGAGUACAGGCUGCUGCAGCUGCGGCUGGAGAACAUAGAGAACCUGCUGCGCAACAGGAACUUCUGGGUCCUGCGGCUGCCCCUGGGCAGCAAGGAGGAGGACCUCAAGGUACCCGUGACUCCUGAAGAUGUGGCCAAGUGUUUCUCAGAGCAGCAGGGGGUAGCCCAGAGGACUGGCCAAAGGAGCUCUGCAGGCAUUCUUGCAGACCAUGCCACCACCAAGCUAGAGCUCCUGACCCCUGGGGAGAGGGGAGAUGAGGCAGACAGCCACAGCCUGCCUGGCAUGGAGGCUGGGGAGAGCCCUGGCACUGGACUCGGCCUUGCCACUAGGAGCUGCCUGGACAUCCUCUGCGGGCCGGCAGUGCAAGGAGAGGAGGGUGGCAAAAGCUUAGGCCAGACGGAGCUGUGUGUGCGGCAGGACACGGCCCCGGCCACCCUCGCCAGCUACCGCGGCCGAGCGCGCCUGCGUCUGCACGCAGUGCGACAAGUGCUUUGUCCACCGGUCGCCGCGCACCACCCGCCGCCCCGCCCCGCACCACCCAACGGCCGCCGCGCACCGGGGAGAAGCCCGCCGAGUGCGCCCUGCGCCAGAAGCGCUCGGGCCGCCUGUCCACGGUCCACGCUGCGGGGCACCGGCGCACGCACAGGGCGCCACCAGGGUAGCCGUGUCAGCCGGCUCUCUCUGUCUUGUGCGGCUUGUGAGAGGGGCUCCCUGACCAUGAGCUACCCGCCGUCCUCCUUUGAAGGCGCAGUGUCGGGAAGGCCCCCCAGUGACCCCUCUGCUGCACCCAGACCUGAGAGCGCCGGGACCCGAUCGGGACCACAGCGGGUGCCUUGGGGAGAGACAGCUGAGCGGCUGUGA
Molecule: messenger RNA, 1015 nt
Organism: Galeopterus variegatus (Sunda flying lemur)
Lineage: Eukaryota; Metazoa; Chordata; Mammalia; Dermoptera; Cynocephalidae
Exons: 5
Source: RefSeq, a predicted model, not a curated record